AUCGGUGUUUUGCGCAUCUCUGCUUCGGCUAGUAUGACUUUGAAUUUUACAGAAAGAACAACUUUUAUAAAAGAAAAAAUUAGCCAUGCCCGCAUUUAAAGUUAAGGUGAAGUGGGGCCGGGAGCUCUACACAGAUAUCGUUGUAAACACCGACGAGGAGCCGAUUUUGUUUAAGGCUCAGUUGUUUGCCCUCACUGGCGUUCAACCGGAUCGCCAGAAAGUUAUGUGCAAGGGCGGCAUUCUGAAGGAUGACCAGUGGAAUCUGCAGAUCAAGGACGGCGCUGUGGUCCUGUUGCUGGGCAGCAAGGAAAGUGUUCCAGAAGUGCCUGCCACUCCUGUCAAAUUCAUUGAGGACAUGAAUGAAGCUGAGGCAGCCACAGCGAUGCGUCUACCGGCUGGGCUGACAAAUCUGGGCAAUACGUGCUACAUGAAUGCCACUGUCCAGUGCCUGAAUGCAGUGCCCGAGCUUCGCACUGCCCUGAGCACUUUCAGUAAUGAUGGAACCGACACUAUGUCGACCGCAUUUUCCAUAUCGUCUGCCAUGAAGUCUAUAUUUGCUCAAAUGGAGAAGGGCACCACCGUGACGCCAAUUGUGCUGCUGCAGGCAUUGCACCGGGCAUCACCGCAAUUUGCCCAGACUGGCGAAAAUGGCACAUACAGGCAGCAGGACGCCAAUGAGUGCUGGGCGGAGAUCCUGAAAAUGUUGCAGCAAAAGCUGCGGCCAAAAAACCAGGAACCCUCGAAUACUGUCCAGAAAAGGCACAGCUCGUUUAUCGACCAGUUUUUUGGUGGCACUUUUGAAGUUAAGAUGAGCUCAGAAGAGGAUCCCGAUGAACCUUCAACAGUAACAAGCGAAAAUUUCUUGCAGUUAAGUUGCUUCAUUUCCAUGGAUGUGAAGUACAUGCAGAGUGGUCUGAAAUCUAAAAUGAAAGAGCAGCUGGUGAAAAAAUCAGAAACCCUGGGACGCGAUGCAAAGUACAUUCGAACUUACUUGGUGAGCCGACUUCCAGCCUAUCUCACCGUACAAUUCGUGCGCUUUCAAUACAAAGGAAAGGAGGGCAUAAAUGCCAAGGUGUUGAAGGAUAUCAAAUUCCCCAUUGACUUCGAUGCCUUUGAGUUGUGUACCCCCGAAUUGCAAAACAAGCUCUGCCCAAUGCGUUCGAAAUUCAAGGAUCUGGAAGACAAGAAAAUGGAAGUUGACGUUGUCAAACGCAAUGAACCCAACGAAGAGAAGAAGGACGUUAAGUACGAGCAGUUCUGGUUCGACGACGACUUGGGCAGCAACAAUUCGGGAUACUAUACGCUGCAGGCGGUGCUCACGCACAAGGGACGCUCCAGUUCGUCGGGUCAUUAUGUGGCCUGGGUUCGCUCCAGCGGCGAUGUGUGGUUCAAGUUCGAUGAUGAUGAGGUCUCCGCCGUGGCCACGGACGAGAUUUUGCGGCUUUCCGGUGGCGGAGACUGGCAUUGCGCCUAUGUCCUGUUAUAUGCGCCCAGACGUUUGGAGAAACUAUAAGUAAUUGUGUUAACGUCAUUACAUUUGUAUUGUUAAUAUAAUAAUUCUGAAUAAAUAACCAAAUCCUUAAGGGUGAGCUCUCAUUUCCAAGUCUUCAAUUCGCAUUGGUUUGUGACACA
Messenger RNA from Drosophila melanogaster (fruit fly), 1632 nucleotides. It is a transcript of the gene Usp14, whose product is annotated as ubiquitin specific protease 14. NCBI's taxonomy places the organism in Eukaryota, Metazoa, Arthropoda, Insecta, Diptera, Drosophilidae. Gene Ontology annotation, biological process: proteasome-mediated ubiquitin-dependent protein catabolic process; ubiquitin-dependent protein catabolic process; protein deubiquitination. Gene Ontology annotation, molecular function: cysteine-type deubiquitinase activity. The record is from RefSeq and is marked reviewed. The transcript has 7 exons. Bases 86 to 1513 code for a protein of 475 amino acids.